Molecule: messenger RNA, 2394 nt
Organism: Penicillium macrosclerotiorum
Lineage: Eukaryota; Fungi; Ascomycota; Eurotiomycetes; Eurotiales; Aspergillaceae
Gene: prp28
Product: mRNA splicing protein PRP28
Exons: 3
Coding region: 1-2394 (797 amino acids)
Biological process (GO): mRNA splicing, via spliceosome
Cellular component (GO): catalytic step 2 spliceosome
Molecular function (GO): RNA helicase activity; RNA binding; ATP binding
Source: RefSeq, a predicted model, not a curated record
AUGGAUGGCGUAGUGACCAACGGCUCGAAUGAAGCGCCUCCGGGACCUCCCCCGGAUCCUAUCGAGCGCCCACCGACUCCGCCCCCUCCACCUCCAGAGGACGCCGCCGCCGCUCCGCCGCCGCCGCCAGAUGCUGGAGCACCUCCACCACCUCCAGAAGAUGCGCUACCGGCACCGCCCGAAGAGCCGAAGAAAAAGAAGUCGGGAUGGGGAGUGAAGAAACCAGCUGCAACUCCAUUGAGUGUAGAGGACCUCAUUCGAAAGAAGAAAGAAGCUGAUGCAGCUGCCGCAAAGCCAAAAUUUCUAUCUAAAGCUCAGCGUGAGAAACUUGCCCUAGAAAAACGAGCUAAAGACGUUGAGGCUGAACGACAAGCCAAGGCAUUCGCCAACGGUGCUGCUGAUCGCAAGUUCGAUUUAUCAAACCCUCCGGUUUCACGGCCUGAAGAACCAAGCAACGAUCGCAGGGGCACAAAGGCUAGAGUCCCUACGGGGCCACGGGCAAUGCGUGGGGAUGUUCCAACGGGACCUGCCUCUAUGCGAUCUCGAAACAAUGAUAUGGACCCUCCUCCGAAACCAAAAAAUAAGGGCGAGAAACGUCUUACCGAAGAGGAAGAAGUUGCUGCGCAGGCGCAACUAGUCAAGCAACGAUAUAUGGGUGCGGAUCAGACUUCGAACUUUUCCGCAAAGAAAAAGCGCAAGCGUACCACGGACAGAAAGUUCAACUUCGAAUGGAAUACUGAAGAGGACACCAGUGGAGACUACAACCCGCUAUACCAGCACAGACAUGAGGCGAAUUUCUUUGGUCGUGGCCGGCUCGCAGGUUUCGGGGAGGAUGUUGCAGACAACAUGGCUCGCAAAUAUGCACAAGCUUUGGAAACUCGUGAUCAGGAAUCGGGUGGCCUACGUGCCCAGGAGAUCUUGGAUAUGGAGCGCCGCCGCCGAGAGGAGAGUACGCGCAACCAACUCGACAAGCACUGGAGCGAGAAGCGCCUGGAUCAUAUGCGCGAACGAGACUGGCGUAUCUUCAAGGAAGAUUUCAAUAUCAGUACAAAGGGUGGCAGCGUUCCCAACCCGAUGCGAUCAUGGGAUGAGAGCCAGUUGCCGAAGCGCCUAUUGGAGCUGAUCGACCGUGUUGGAUACAAAGAGCCGACGCCUAUUCAACGUGCUUCUAUUCCGAUUGCUCUACAAUCGCGUGAUCUUAUCGGUGUUGCUGUCACAGGUUCCGGUAAAACAGCGGCAUUCUUACUUCCUCUCUUAGUCUAUAUCUCGGAGCUUCCUCGUCUAGAUGAGUUUGAAUGGCGCAAGAAUGAUGGCCCAUAUGCAAUUGUUCUCGCGCCCACGCGUGAAUUGGCGCAACAGAUUGAGAUUGAAGCCAAAAAGUUCACUCAGCCCCUCGGUUUCAAUGUCGUGAGUAUCGUUGGUGGUCAUUCGCUCGAGGAACAAGCAUACAGUCUGCGCGAUGGUGCGGAAAUCAUCAUCGCCACUCCUGGUCGUCUUGUUGACUGUAUCGAACGCCGCAUGCUGGUUCUCAGUCAAUGCUGCUACGUUAUUAUGGACGAAGCUGACCGAAUGAUCGACUUGGGUUUCGAAGAGCCUGUUAAUAAGAUUCUCGAUGCUCUCCCUGUCACAAAUGAGAAACCGGAUACCGAGGAGGCCGAGAACCCACGUGCUAUGAGCCAACAUCUCGGUGGUCGUGACCGUUAUCGCCAAACAAUGAUGUACACGGCUACGAUGCCUGCUGCUGUCGAGCGCAUUGCACGAAAGUACCUGCGCCGCCCUGCCAUCAUCACCAUUGGUGGUGUUGGCGAAGCCGUCGAUACUGUGGAGCAACGUGUCGAGAUGAUUCCUGGCGAAGAUAAGCGGAAGAAGAGAUUGGCUGAGAUCCUCUCCUCAGGCGAUUUCCGACCUCCAAUCAUCGUCUUUGUCAACAUUAAGCGCAACUGCGAUGCCAUUGCUCGUGAAAUCAAACACAUGGGCUUUUCCUCUGUUACAUUGCACGGUUCCAAGACCCAAGAACAGCGUGAAGCUGCCCUCGCUUCCGUUCGCAGCGGUGCUACAGAUGUCCUGGUUGCCACUGAUCUUGCUGGUCGAGGUAUUGACGUGCCAGACGUCUCCCUUGUCGUCAACUUCAAUAUGGCCACUUCUAUUGAAAGCUAUACCCACCGUAUCGGUCGUACAGGUCGUGCAGGCAAGAGUGGUGUUGCCAUUACGUUCUUGGGUGGCGAGGAUUCUGAUGUUAUGUAUGAUCUCAAGCAAAUGCUCAUCAAGUCACCCAUCUCACGGGUCCCCGAAGAACUACGCAAACACGAAGCCGCCCAGUCGAAGCCAUCGCGCGGUCAAGGCAAGAAGAUCGAGGACAGCUCUGGAUUCGGAGGGAAAGGCGGGUGGGCAUAG